Messenger RNA from Balearica regulorum gibbericeps (East African grey crowned-crane), 495 nucleotides. NCBI's taxonomy places the organism in Eukaryota, Metazoa, Chordata, Aves, Gruiformes, Gruidae. The record is from RefSeq and is a predicted model, not a curated record.
GGUGCCCGCCUGGGGUCGGGCAAGAUGGUCUUCUCGCUGGCCACGGCGCUCAACUCAGAGUUCAGGGAGACGCGCACCAACGAGAAGGUGGAGAUGAUGGAGCUCAACGACCGCUUCGCCAGCUACAUUGAGAAGGUCCGGCUCCUGGAGCAGCAGAACAAGGUGCUGGUGGUGGAGCUGAACCAGGCGCGGGACCAGGAGCCCUCGCGUCUGGCCGACGUCUACCAAGAGGAGCUACGUGACCUGAGGCGCCACGUGGAGCAGUUGGCCACUGCCAAGGCCCGUCUGGAGAUCGAGAGGGACAACCUUGCCGAGGACCUCGGCAGCCUCCAGCAGAAGCUGCAGGACGAGGUGACCCUGCGGCUGGAGGCAGAGAACAACCUGGCUGCCUACAGGCAGGACGUGGACGCUGCCUCCUUGGCUCGUCUGGACUUGGAGCGGCGGGUGGGGACCCUGCAGGACGAGAUCGCCUUCCUCCGCAAGGUCCACGAGGAG